Pocillopora damicornis (cauliflower coral) is the source of this 2242-nucleotide messenger RNA. RefSeq lists its product as uncharacterized. The record is from RefSeq and is a predicted model, not a curated record. Lineage: Eukaryota; Metazoa; Cnidaria; Anthozoa; Scleractinia; Pocilloporidae.
UCGAAGGUUUUAUAAAAUAUGCAGCAGAGCAAACGAGCAGACAAACGACCGCAAGAGAAGUUGCCGUUGGAGUCUGCCGUACUUUGACUCCCUUAUAGCAAGUAAAUUUAAAGGAACUUAAAAUGGUUAAGGCAGUCACGAAACCCGCCGCCGAAAAGCCGCCGUCUGGCGGAUCGGUGCAAGUCAACCUGGUCGAAGAGAGUAACGUCGAAGUCGCAAAGGAACCAGUCGUGGUGGAAUUUACACGCACAGAACGACGAAGACCUCCGCGGACGUGUGUUUUCGUAACUCUCCUGUUAUUGGUGUUACUGGUAGGAUUCCUGGUUGUCUACUCAAUCGAGAAAUCGAACCGGGACAAAAACAGAUCCAUGCAAUGGAAAUAUGGUGAAGAUGGCAUCAAGAUUACAGAUCCUCCAAGGGUAUUAAAUAAUUCAGAAUCCUCCAGUACAUUUUGGUGCGGCACAGACGAUGUUUCUUGGGAAACUCAGGAGGAAUUUUACACUUUGUCAGAUGCUAUCAGCCAAGAUGACAUCAUGGGUUUAAGGCCAAUUUUCAGGAAGGAUCUCCCACAUAAUUAUGUUGCAUACUGGGAAGCGAAAAUCAAUGGAAAAACUGGAGAAAAAUAUGUGAUCAUCUCAGCCGCUAGACAGACGGGAGAUCAUCGUCUUGCUGAAGAAGGAUCUUUACCAAGUCCUUCAGACCUACUUACAGCCCAAGCCAACAGUCAUGGAUAUGGCUGUCACAGAGUCUAUCGCCUAAGACCUGAUGGUCUCAUGGCAUGUGAAGAUACUGAUGUAAACAAAAUGGUCGCCAUCACAAGGAACAUUGAUACAGAUUCUACCGAUAUUGAUUGGAGACACCUGGACAAACAAGUAACGAGGAAGUUACCCAACAUGGAGAGAGAAUGGAAAGAACAAGCAGAGCGUUUGAAAAAGACGCCAGAGUGGAACAGGUUCGAGUGGCUGUCCAUGGCGGUAGGGGACGUUAGCACAAAGCCUACAACUCUAGUUGAACCAAUCACAACCUCGCCAACACAUGAAUCAUCUGUUAACCUAGAAACGGAGUAUAACUUCGAAGUGGAAGAAACUGAAGAUGGUUUCAAAGCAGAGCUGGGACUGCAACCGGGCGACUCGGUUCGGAUUCCUCUCGGCGAGGGCUUUCGUGAUGUUCGUGUCAAGUUCGUCGGCCUUCGGGAUGGUGAUUGGAUAAAAGCAAAGAGCGGCAAGAAACGUUGGCAGAAACGACUUUGUCGCGUUUUAAGUGAUUUGUGUGAUAGUGACGGAAAUGUAGAUAUCAGUAUGGUUAGCAAACGUUUCUUCAAACUGACGAAGACGGGCGAUCGUUUUAUCAAAGUUAAAGUUGACGCAGACGAAAAUUUUGUUCGGAGAAACCUCGGUGGAAGGGAAAUACGUUUUAAAGUAGAACUGCGGACCCGUGGGACUCAGACCAUGGUUAUCAACUAUGGAAUUAUUUUGAAGAAUAGAAGGCAUCGGCGUGCUUUCUCCAACAAGCACUUUGGAAUACCACAUGAAGAGUUGCUCCCAAAGUAUCGUCAGCAUCAUCAUGGCCAGUGUACGACAGGUUCGGGUCCAGUGGCGUGGGCAAAGAUACUCGGUUACUUCAAUAAUAUGGCGGCUAGAACUUACAAUUCAAGUUAUCCACCACUGAACAAUAUGUUGGAUUGGCCCGCUCAUUUACCUCUAACAAUGGACACAUCGGUAGAAAACAUGACGCAACGGAUAUUUUCCGUGCUUGGAUCGCAUUGUUCACACCAUGGUGGAGGAGUAACCUCCCCUGCUCACAUGGGGCGAAUCAAGAAAGCCUUUGAGAAAGUCCCGGGACGAGAGCUUAAAGUUAUUCAUCGAGGAUACCAUGGAGGCAAGGCAGGCUCGUGGAAAAACUUGAUCAUCGAUCUUCUGAAAAAAGGAUACCCAGUUAUUGUGAGUAAAGACAACAGUAAACAUGGCCAGCACCAUUAUGUGGUUGUAACACGGAUCCGACAGAGUGCGAGGUAUUACAGUUUUUGUCGCCGUCAGACAGGCGAAUGUUCGCCUUGGACUUUAAAGGAGGAAUCGCUGAUGUUUGUUCACGAGGAAGACGCGCCUGGUAAAUGGGAACCCGCCGACAUUCGAUUUAUGGCUGCAAUCUUUGAGAGAUGAACCGAACAAUCUCAAGUCAGUCUUAAUCAGCAGAAGUAAUCUGAUUGUCGCUCCUCGGGCUACACACGUAGGAUUUGUAUGAA